AUCUUUUUUGAUUUAGUUGUUUUUUCUAGUAGUUUUGAAGCCGGAUUUGCUAUUCACUAGGAAAGACGCUUAUAAUGGGUGAUGUUGACAAAUGGAUUGAAAUGGUGAAGAAGUGCCAAUACUUGCCUGAGAAUGAGCUGCGCAAGCUGUGUGAGAUUAUAUGCGACAUUCUGCUCGAGGAGGCCAAUGUGCAGCCGGUCAGCAGCCCAGUGACUGUGUGUGGGGACAUCCACGGCCAGUUCUACGACUUGCAGAAACUAUUCAGCACCGGCGGCGAGGUGCCCGAUACAAACUACAUAUUCAUGGGCGACUUUGUGGACCGGGGCUACUAUAGCCUGGAGACGUUCACCAGGCUGCUGACGCUGAAGGCGCGCUACCCCAGCCAGAUAACAUUGCUGCGCGGCAAUCACGAGACGCGUCAGAUCACCAAGGUCUACGGCUUCUUCGACGAGUGCUUCAGCAAGUACGGUAAUGCGAACGGCUGGAAGUAUUGCUGCAACGUCUUCGACUUGCUGACGAUUGCAGCGAUCAUCGAUGAGCAGGUGCUCUGCGUGCACGGCGGACUCAGUCCGGAGAUUGUCACCCUGGACCAGAUGCGCACGAUCGAGCGCAUCGGCGAAAUACCGUACAAGGGCGCCUUCUGCGACCUGGUGUGGUCCGAUCCGGAGGACAUUGACUUCUGGGACCAGAGCCCGCGCGGCGCUGGCUGGCUGUUCGGGCGCAAGGUCAUGAACGACUUCAUGACCAUCAACAAUCUCAGCCUCAUUUGCCGCGCCCAUCAGCUGGUUGACGAUGGCGUCAAGUACAUGUUCGACGAAACGCUGGUCACUGUUUGGUCAGCUCCCAACUAUUGCUAUCGCUGCGGCAACGUGGCUGCCAUACUCAGCUUUAAGACGGCCACGGAGCGCUUUGCCCACAUCUUCCUGGCUGUGCCGGACGCAGAACGUGUUCUACCCAAACGUAAUGCCACGCCCUACUUUCUGUAACCACCAGCCUAUAAAGCGAAGCACCGUAUAAGAGAAACCCAACCUACACACACUCCCACACAC
This is a messenger RNA of Drosophila navojoa, 1049 nucleotides long. RefSeq names its product serine/threonine-protein phosphatase 6 catalytic subunit. NCBI's taxonomy places the organism in Eukaryota, Metazoa, Arthropoda, Insecta, Diptera, Drosophilidae. Gene Ontology annotation, molecular function: protein serine/threonine phosphatase activity. The record is from RefSeq and is a predicted model, not a curated record.